GUAAAACUUGUUAGCAGGCUGCUCUAUAACUUCCACAAACGAGUUGCAGUAUAUGUUGUGACAUGUUUUGACAGACAAAGUGAGUCUCAAAUUACAAAUGGCGACAUUCUUACCAAAAUGCGAUACUUGUAUGACAGAUGAUGCCUCUGUUUGGUGUUCAGAAUGUGAAGAAGUCAUCUGUUAUGAUUGUGAAAAACAACAUAGCCGGAUAAAAUUAACAAAGAAGCAUAAGACAAUACCUAUAGAAGAUUACCAGAAACUUCCUAGUUCUGUUGCUGACAUAAAACAGGAAUGUAAAGUUCACAAUAAAAUUUUUUAUUUUUACUGCUUAAUUCAUAGCGAGCCAUGUUGUGUGUCAUGCGUGUCUCAGGAACAUGACACGUGUAAAAAUUUGAAGCCAUUAACGGAAGUAGUGGACGGUGUGAAAUCGUCAGCUGCAUUUGAAGAUUUAGAAGAUAGGGCAAAGGACAUUAGUGAACUUAUCGGCAAUCUGAUAAAGAAUAAACAAGAUAAUAAACGAAGUUUGGCAUUUCAGAAAAAUAGAAUUAUUUCCGAAAUGCAAAAUGUCCGAAAGACCAUAAAUAUUCAUUUGGAUAAACUCGAAAAGGAUCUUUUGGGUAAAUUAGAUAACGAAGAGAAAAAGCAAUGCAAAAAUAUUGACAGUUUAAUUGAAAAGAUCUCAAAAAUGGGUAAACAUGUCGAUCAAAUAGUAAACGAUUUAAAACAGAUCAAACAACACGCAUCUGAUUUCCAAACUUUCUUUGGUUUACAUGAGUGGAAUAAGAAAAUAGAAAAGGAUGAAAAAGAUUUGAUGUCUCUACAAAGCGACAAGAUACUUGAUAGUGCUGACAUUCAUAUAGAAUAUUCGCCGAUACUUAUGAAGUUUGAGACAUACGUCAAAGAAUUCGGAAAGUUAGAAGUUAAGUCUUCUUCCUCAAAGAAAAAUGUUCUAAAGAAGGAGAAACCGGGACAGAUUAUCGUUCCUAUUUCUAACACUGUAGAUAACAUUAAAUUGACAAGUAUUCGGUCUUUCAAGACACCAGAUGGAGUAUCAAGCAACAUUUUUAUAACAGGUAUCGAUAUGUUCGACGACGGCAGAAUCGUCUUUGCAGAUAACCAACAUUUAAACAAAAGACUUGUUAUCAUGAAUCGUGAAGGCAACUUUAUAAAAAACAUACAACUUGACGAUAGGUGUUUUGAUGUUGCAGUGAUAGAUAAAGACACAGUUGCUUCAACAUUAGUUGAAAAGAAGAAAAUUGUUAUCGUUGAUGUUAAUUCGUCAAGAGUUCAACGGUAUAUACUUUCAAGUGCGGAAUGUUACGGUAUAAUUUUUUCAGGUGAACAGUUAGUCGUCAGUCUUCCCAAGACCAUUCAGUUUGUUGAUCCUUCUGGUAAUAGCUGGUCAACGUUGUCAACAGUCAAUAAAUCCAUGUAUUGUUCCGUGUUAGAUGAAAAACUUUAUUAUACCUCACACAAUAGUGAAGCCGUCUAUUCGACUAAAUUGAAUGGAGAAGUUCUUUGGAAAUUUGACUGUCAGAAAUAUGAUUAUCCGACUAGUAUAACCAACGAUGCGUCUGGAAAUAUUUUCGUAGUUUGCACCGAAAGUGAUCGUUUGAUGGUAUUAGGAAAUGAUGGGAAGACAUAUACAAUUCUCCUGACAAAAGAAAAUGGAUUGCAGAAACCUAGAGCCUUACAUUACGACCGUAAAUCCAGUACCCUCUGUGUGUGUACUUUAUCUGGACAAUGCUUUCUUUAUAAAGCUACAAACUGAAUUAUUUUUGUUCAUACCGUUGAAAAAAGCUUUUGUAUACUGUACAUAUUUUCAGAAAUUUAAGACAAAUAGCAGCAUGAUAACUUACAACAAAAAGUAAUCUUCUAGAUCCAGAUAAUGAUAAGUCUUAUGACAACUAUGUUUAACAUACACUCAUGGAAGAAGGAAAACAAGUGUGCAUGUCUUAUUUGUUUGUACUAUUUGUACAUAAACAGAUGAGUAAGAUAAUCAAAUAUUUAAGGAUUACUUUGAAAUUAUAUGAAACAACGAAAAUAAAAAAAAAUGUUUAUAAAAUUGGUCAAGAGUAUAGAAUAGUGAAUGGAAACGGGAAAUGUGUUAAAGGAACAAAACCCAAUUAAAGAGCAGAACACAGCCCUAGGCCAGAUUAUAACGCAACGAGAAAAGAGGCGGACAUCAACCCUAAACAAUAAUGUAUAUCAUUGGGUUAUUUUUUGUUAAAAAUUCAAAGACCCCUUUACUGUUUUGAUGACUUGUUAUCUAAAAAGAUAUUUCACAUGAUGACUUCGAAAAAACUUCCACUUG
Molecule: messenger RNA, 2314 nt
Organism: Mytilus californianus (California mussel)
Lineage: Eukaryota; Metazoa; Mollusca; Bivalvia; Mytilida; Mytilidae
Exons: 2
Coding region: 98-1771 (557 amino acids)
Molecular function (GO): zinc ion binding
Source: RefSeq, a predicted model, not a curated record